GCGAUCCACCAGCAGAUCCGCCGGGACUGCCAACCUUUGGCAAACCUGUACACCCAACACGACAAGUGUCGCCAGGAUCUUUUAGACCUGGGGGUUGAUCCGAACCUUCCGAGUGAAAUUACACCGGAAUAUCUGGACAUGAUAUUCGAUGGAGACCCACGCACUCAGCGAAAGCACGUGCACGUGUGGCUCCAAUGUCCAGACCAGAAGAAGGAAGCAGUGCGUUGUACGGUGAGGCAGUACAGCGACUACGUUGACUUGCCCGUGCCGACCGGAAUGGCACGAUGGUGGCACAAUGUCCUCAUCCAUCGCUCGGAGGAGACAAAGUGGGAAUGGCACAGCCGUUGGCUGUGGCCAGGGACUCGCGUAGAGUUCGGCGACACCGUGUAUCGGGUCACAACCUUCCUUAUCCCGAUAAGAAUGAACCACGACUGA
Symbiodinium necroappetens is the source of this 435-nucleotide messenger RNA. Lineage: Eukaryota; Dinophyceae; Suessiales; Symbiodiniaceae. The record is from the annotation of a GenBank genome assembly.